Lipotes vexillifer (Yangtze River dolphin) is the source of this 744-nucleotide messenger RNA. The record is from RefSeq and is a predicted model, not a curated record. NCBI's taxonomy places the organism in Eukaryota, Metazoa, Chordata, Mammalia, Artiodactyla, Lipotidae.
AUGGGAAGCCACGCAGUUUCCGCGCAGAAAGCCCCAGCACCCCCGACUGCCCGCCGCACCCGCGCGCCCACCAGCCCGCAGCUCACAACCCCUGCUCCUGCCCUUGACCACAAACGCCGCUGGGUCAGGCCAGGCCGGACCGGGCCGAGCGGCGCCGGUAGCCAGGCGGCCAGGCGGCCCACGAAGGCCAGGAUCUGCGAGGACAGGAGUGCGCCCGGGUCCCCUCGCCUCGUGUCCUUCGGCCGGGCCGCGAGUCCCCUUUUCGCGUGCGUACCUGUGCCGGGCCUCCCUCACUGCCUCCCCACGCGGGAGGCGAAGGCGCCGGGCAACGGCGAGGGCGCGUCCUCCCAGUGCGCCUCCCCGCAGCCGGUGCCCGCCCGCCGGUGUCUGUGCUGCGGCGCAGCCCGGGCCGGUGCCCGCCCGCCGGUGUCUGUGCUGCGGCGCAGCCCGGGAGAAAGCCGGCCCGGCCGCCGCCUCCUCCUCGCCCUCCCCGGCUCCCGCCCCCUUCCCGGCCGGGCCGGGGCCGGGGCCGGAGACGCUGCCGCGGCGCACUUACCUGCUCGCUCCGCGCGGGGCUGUACCGAGGCGGCCACGGCCUCUGAGGGCUCCGGGGAGGGAGGACGGAGAAGGGGCGGGAGCCGGGGAUCGCCGAGCGCAGCGGAUCGGGCUCCGCCCGCGGCCGGCGAGGGCGCCGGGAGAGUUAGCGCGGGGAGGCACUGGGAAGAGGGUAACGGACUAGGGUGA